AUAAUUCAGUGAGGCAGAGCGGUCAAACUCUCGGUAACUACCACCGUACUUUGCAGUGGGAAUCCCUGCCUGGUGGCUGGGAUACUUUUGUUCAACUUAAUUUUGGGACAAGCUCAAAGAAAUAACGUAUGUGAUACGGCGCUGAUCCUGGAGCUUCACGCAUUACCUCUGGACACACUGUAAACUGGCAACCCACGGUAUCUACUCGUACGCGCUGUGUUGUGAUGGCUAGCCGUCGUCGCUAUCAGGCUAGCUAGCUGAAUGGCUGGUGGUGGUACUGCCGUGGAGAAGGCGAUAAUUAGAUAGCGGUUGCUGGGCUGUUCUGUAUACUUCUGCGUCUCCUGACAUUCCACAUAAGGCCACAUAACGGAUAAUGCUUUGCGUGUCAUGGUGAGGAAGCCUCUCCGAUGGACGGGUGAUGUUUAGACCCAGAGGAUAACUCACCAUGCGUGUCAAAGUAAUGGAGCACUUUUCUGCAUAAAAUCAUGCAUCCUGUCAAAACUGCUCUUGCUUGCUGCUGCUGCAGAGAUUGCCGCUCCUUACAUGUGGACAAAUCGGCCAGUUUGUAAACACCAGCAGCUACAACUGGAUGUGCACUCUUAUCUUUUAUAUUUUUUUUAGUAGUGCUUCCAGUUAAAUAUCGAUUGUGUGUCUAUGUGGCUUGGAUAUGCUUGGAUACAUUUAAACAUAAGCGUGAACUUGUGCAAGGGAAGCCGAAAGAAGGAAGUCCAGGACGGGAUAGGCAGAAAGAAAAUUCCUGCUCCCGCAGAAACAUGGCCUCUGUUUGGAAGAGACUGCAGCGUGUGGGGAAGCAUGCCUCCAAAUUCCAGUUUGUUGCUUCCUAUCAGGAACUGAUGGUGGAAUGUACUAAGAAAUGGCAACCUGACAAACUGGUGGUGGUUUGGACACGCAGAAGUCGGCGGAAAUCCUCCAAGUCCCAUGGUUGGCAGCCUGGUAUCAAAAAUCCCUACAGAGGUGUGGUGGUGUGGCCUGUACCAGAAAAUGUUGAGAUCACCGUCACUCUUUUUAAGGAUCCACAUGCAGAGGAGUUUGAAGACAAAGAGUGGACAUUUGUCAUUGAAAACGAGUCCCCGUCAGGGCGGAGGAAGGCUUUGGCCACCAGCAGUAUAAACAUGAAACAGUAUGCCAGUCCCAUGCCCACACAGACGGAUGUUAAACUCAAAUUCAAGCCCCUGUCAAAGAAGGUGGUGUCAGCCACGCUGCAGUUCUCCCUCUCCUGCAUCUUCCUCCGUGAGGGAAAGGCUACUGAUGAGGACAUGCAGAGCCUGGCCAGCCUGAUGAGCAUGAAGCAGGCAGAUAUCGGCAACUUGGAUGACUUUGAGGAGGAGAACGAGGAGGACGAGGAGAACAGGGUUAACCAGGAGGAGAAGGCUGCUAAGAUCACAGAGAUAGUAAACCAGCUGAAUGCCCUCAGCUGCUUACAUGGGGAUGAUGAUGAUGAUGAUGGUGAUGGUCUCCCUAAGCGAGCAAGCAAAGCAACCGCUAAGCCUGCCGCUUCCUCCCAAGAGCUGAUCAACAAGCUGAACUUCUUAGAAGACGAGGACCGGGAAACGACUCCUGCCAUGAGCAACAACCCUUUUGACGAGCCUGAUGAUGACCUUCAUCCCAACCACCUCAACCCGUUUGACGAUCCGGAUGAGGAAGAGUCUCCUGCCCAGCCUGUACCACAGAAGCGAGUGGAUGAUGAAUCCUAUGACCAAGACUUCUCAAAUCCAUUCAAUGAGCCAGAAGAACCAGAGACGCACAUUUCUCCGGGAAACCCAUUCGAGGAGCCGGACCAGGACACGGAUCCCCAGCCAGACCCUGAACCCCCAAAGCCCAGGCAGAGAAAGGGAGUUCGACCGGUUGACAUGAGCAAAUACUUGUAUGCUGACACCGCUCACAACGAGGAGGAGGAGCUCGACGAGUCCAACCCGUUCUAUGAGCCAAGAACAUCGAGCCCCGUGCGGGCUCCCGCUGGCAGCCCCUCCCUCGAUGUGGGCAGCAGCCAGAAGAGGAGGGCUCCCCCGCCCCCAGGUCCAAGCCCUGGACUUGGCCCCAGUCCACCAGCUCCCAAACCCAGCUCUGGUCCAGAGAGGGAGAGAACCCAGCCUGUCGGGCCCAGCCCAGUGGCAGCAGUGAUGGGGAGAGAGCUGGCCUCCUCCUCCCCCAAGCCCAGUCCUGUCCCAAGUCCGGUUCUCGGAGGGAAGCCGAACGCCAGCCAGUCUCUGCUGGCCUGGUGCCGUGAGGUCACCAAGAACUAUCGUGGGGUCAAGAUCACCAACUUCACCACCUCCUGGAGGAAUGGACUGGCCUUCUGUGCCCUGCUGCACCACUUCAGACCUGACUCUAUAGACUACAAGUCGCUCAAUCCUCAGGAUAUUAAAGAAAACAACAAAAAGGCGUAUGAUGGCUUUGCGAGCCUGGGCAUCUCCCGUCUCUUGGAACCCUCUGACAUGGUGCUGCUCGCUAUUCCUGACAAGCUUACGGUGAUGACGUACCUGUACCAGAUCCGGGCCCACUUCUCCGGCGAGGAGCUUAACGUGGUGCAGAUUGAGGCCAACAGCAAUCGCAGCACAUACAAAGUGGGUGACUUUGAAACCGACACAAACGCCUCCAUAGGCCAGGACAAGUUCUAUGCUGAACUGGGUGAUGUGCAGCCGCGUCAGGGUUCCUCUCAGUCCGCAGAAUCCGAUGGUGGCGCUAACGCAGAGGCUAACGGCGCUAAAGCCGCUGAAGAAGAGGCGACAGAGCUGGGCUCUGAAGUAGGAGCAGUUUCGGCCAGCUUGCCAACAGCAGCGUCCUCACCUCCUGUCCCGUCACCACGUACAGUAUUACCUGCGGCCGCCACGGACUCAACCCAUGUGACACAGCAAGGCUCUGAGGAAAGGGGGACUCUGCUCAAAGCCAACACUUUAGACAUCAGCGAGUUACCCCAGAGAGUGGAGAGAGAGAUGGAGAAGGUGAGACAGCAAAAGGAGGCAGGAGAGGACAGAAAGGAGGGAAGUACAGAACCAGUGUCCCCCAGCAGGAGAGGGAUCUCCACACCCCCCUUGUCUUCCUCACCACCACACCAGAAACUUGGUUUUUCCUAUAACAGGGACGCUGACCUCCUCAAGAAGAAAAGGGCCAUCCUUCGUCACGCAGAGUCUGAGCCCGCCUCAGAGUCCAGCUCACCUCCUGUCAACCACACAGACACGCCUCCCAAACAGGAACCUGCAUCUGUUCCUGUAUCAAGUCCCCCAGCUGAGAAGAAGGUGCUUUCUCGUCAAGAGGAGCUGAAGGAGAGAGCCAGGCUCCUCCUGGAACAGGCGCGCAGAGACGCUGCAAUGAAAGCCGGCAACAAGAACGUCCCCAACUCGGCUGUGACCGCACUCACCAGGACCACAAACGUCUGCGACGAGCGUGAUGCAGAGCGGCGAAGACAGCUGAGAGAGCGGGCCAGGCAGCUGAUAGCUGAGGCUCGCUCUGGAGUCAAGAUGUCUGACAUGAGCCUGCUGGAUGUGUCCAGCACUGAGAGAGGAAAGGGCAGCAGAGGAAGCCCUGCUGCUGAUGUUUUGGAUGGAGUGAGAGGUCAUCACGAGGAUAGUGAUGAAAGGGGUAAGGAGGAGGAGGAGGAGGAGGAGGGGAGGGCUGAGGAGGACAGGCUCCAUUUUGCUGGUGCUGAUGAUGAUGCUACUGUUGCUGCUGCUGCUGCGUUUGCACUGGAUACUAACCCACUGCCACUGGAGGCCUCAGUUCCAGCCACAUCCAGCACCCACGGGUCCCUGGAGCUUACUAACCCCAGCUCUGAGCUAACCUCUCUUGGUACCAACAGUAAGCACGUGGACCUGAAGCUGAAGAAGCUGGUGGAAAUCAGCCCACGAGGAGUCACUUCUCCUUCUUCCCCGUCCUCCACCUCCUCCUCAUCCUCACCCACUGCCACCUCCUCCUCCUCCCCACUUAGCCCCACAGAAGGACAGGAGAAUAACGCCGAGGAGCUGAGAGCAGAGCGGCUACGCAGAGCGACGGAAAGGUUGCGCAGCCCGGUAGUUUUCAACAAGGACUCUGCAGUCCGUAAAACACAGCUGAAGUCCUUCAGCCAGUAUGUGGAGAGCAGACCAGAAGUGAAAAGGCAGAGGUCUGUUCCUGAGGAUCUGAAGAAGGCCGAGGAGGAUCGCGGUUCGCCAACAGAGAUCGAUAUUCGCAGACCAUUUGAAGAGGAGAAGGCGUUCAAAGACACCAGUCAGUAUGUGGUUGGGGAGCUGUCUGCACUGGAGAGCGAGCAGAGGCACAUAGACGCCCGAGCAGCUUGCGUGGAGAAGAGGCUGCGCUAUCUCAUGGACACAGGGAACAAUAAGGAGGAGGAGGAAGCCAUGAUGCAGGAGUGGUUCAUGUUGGUCAACAAGAAGAAUGCACUCAUCAGAAGACAGAACCAGCUCUCUCUGCUGGAGAAAGAGCAUGAUCUGGAGAGACGCUUCGAACUGCUGAACAGAGAGCUGAGAGCCAUGCUGGCUAUCGAGGACUGGCAGAAGACCGAGGCCCAGAAGAGACGAGAGCAGCUGCUGCUGGAUGAGCUGGUCAUACUGGUCAACAAGCGGGACGCUCUGGUCAGAGACCUGGACGCCCAGGAGAAGCAGGCCGAGGAGGAGGACGAGCACCUGGAGAGAACGUUGGAGCAGAACAAAGGCAAGAUGGCCAAGAAAGAGGAGAAGUGUGUGCUUCAGUGAUCGUCACAUCAGAGAAACACAAAUAACAAAUGUAGCCGAUAAAAGAAAUGUAUUAUUAUUAUUAUCAUUGUUAUUAUUAUUAUAUCAUGAUUUAUAUUAUUUAAUAGCAGCGUUUCGAUAUUUCAAUCAAUUCCAAUUUUAUCUGGUUGUUUCAGUCACAUGAAAUACAGAGACUCGGCUGAAUGAAAAAGGUAAACUUUUCUAUUAUUAUUGUUAUUAUUUGAAUUCUCCUUUGCUUUACCAUGGAUGGUACCUGUAUGUAAUAUGAAUCUGAGACGAGAGCAGACUGUACAGUGUGUGUGUGUGUACUGACACUGUGGCUCUGUGUGAACGUGGAGAGCAGUCACUUUGAGGUACAGCAGUAACAACUGGGUGUUUGGUUUAUUUUCGUGUGUGUUCAUCACGUCGAGGCUGACGUCUCAGUUGGACUUUUAAAGGAAAAUAAUAAUAACAUCAGUCUCUUCAAGCUACUUCAUUACUUGACUGUAUCUUUUAAUUCCUUCUCUUAAAGGUUUUUACUUGUAAAAUAUCUUAACGGGGUAAAGGGGGGCGGGGGCACACUAUGGUUCCUAAAUCUUACUUAAAUCUAAACUUUCCUAUUGCUUUUUUUUAUUAUUGUCUUGGCUUGAAAGCAGUUUACCAAAAGAAAGAUGUUUAAAAAAAAUAAAAAUAAAUCAUGCGUUGUAUAUUUCUAUCACUGCUCAAACCAACAGCUUCAAAAACUCAUCUUUUAUUUGUCAUGCAGUCAAAAACAAAAAAGAGAGUACAUACAUAUAUAUAUAUAUAUUAUUUAUUGUCGUUGGUCUUUUAAGCUGCUUGUUCCUGAAUCUACAUCACAGUUCAUGUGCGUUUUGCUGCAUCAACCUUUUUGUUUGUGUUGGUUUCUGUAUUUAUUGUAUGUGAAGAAGAGAACUUUGCUUCCACGUUAGAGCUCCACUCUGCUGUGUGAACAUUUGAUCUGUUUAUUUAUUCCAGUGUCAUAACCCAAGUUCUUCAAAUAAUAAAGUCCUCAUGAUUUCAUACUCCA
Messenger RNA from Solea senegalensis (Senegalese sole), 5736 nucleotides. RefSeq names its product EH domain binding protein 1 (gene ehbp1). The transcript has 26 exons. Bases 774 to 4709 code for a protein of 1311 amino acids. Gene Ontology annotation, molecular function: protein binding. Lineage: Eukaryota; Metazoa; Chordata; Actinopteri; Pleuronectiformes; Soleidae. The record is from RefSeq and is a predicted model, not a curated record.